Messenger RNA from Capsicum annuum, 429 nucleotides. Its product is annotated as SKP1-like protein 1A. Bases 1 to 429 code for a protein of 142 amino acids. Gene Ontology annotation, biological process: SCF-dependent proteasomal ubiquitin-dependent protein catabolic process. Gene Ontology annotation, molecular function: cullin family protein binding. Gene Ontology annotation, cellular component: nucleus; cytoplasm. The record is from RefSeq and is a predicted model, not a curated record. NCBI's taxonomy places the organism in Eukaryota, Viridiplantae, Streptophyta, Magnoliopsida, Solanales, Solanaceae. The transcript is spliced from 2 exons.
AUGGAUUCUUGUCCUAACUUUAGUUUAGGACUUAGUCAGUUAGAUUCUAAAAAACAAGAUAUCCCCGUUGGGUUUGUUCCUGGUACAUUUGAUUUUGAAGAAUCCAAUUUUGCAGAGAAUCGUUCAAACUAUCAAAAUGAUCUGACAAUAAUGAAGAAAUUGAAGGAAGCAGCCAGUUCUAGAUUGAAGAAGUCAAGUUCAAAAGCGGCCAGUAAGAAGAAGUUUGACGAUUCCGGUCAACCACGUCUUUCAAAGGUUGCCAACUAUUUGAACAUCAAGAUCCUGCUAGUUCUCACCUGUCAGACUGUGGCUGACAUGAUCAAAGGAAAGACUUCAGAGGAGAUCUGCAAGACCUUCAACAUCAAGAAUGACUUCACACCAGCAGAGGAGGAGGAGGCCAUGAGGGAGAAUGCUUGGGCCUUUGAGUAA